Molecule: messenger RNA, 4963 nt
Organism: Paraphaeosphaeria sporulosa
Lineage: Eukaryota; Fungi; Ascomycota; Dothideomycetes; Pleosporales; Didymosphaeriaceae
Product: vacuolar protein sorting/targeting protein 10
Exons: 3
Coding region: 280-4704 (1474 amino acids)
Biological process (GO): Golgi to vacuole transport; Golgi to endosome transport; protein targeting to vacuole
Cellular component (GO): membrane; Golgi apparatus
Molecular function (GO): protein binding
Source: RefSeq, a predicted model, not a curated record
GACAUUCCCACGCGACUCAGCUUUUCAUUCAUCGUCUAUUGUCUUUAGCGUAGACAUCUCGUGAGCACUUCACUCCCCGGAGCACCUGUAAAGAAACUCCCUCUGCACCGCCGCGUCAAGUCGCCCGCUUCAAGCGCGCCAAGACGCUGCUGCCGCCUUCAGCUAUCUCACGUAGGCAUACGACAAAUACGAGGCUGCGGACUGCAACCAGCCAGCUGUCCCUAACGCCGCGCCCCUUCUCUCACCCAUCCGCCUGCGCAUCCGCCUCCUCUAUGCGUCAUGAAACUCCUUAAGGGCAUAUGGCUGCCCGCCCUCGCGGUGCUCGCGCCGUUCGCCGCGGCGAAGAAAGAUGGGCCACUCGUGGCAGAAACAGACUUUGGCAGCGAGCUGCUCAACAUCUUCUACUUUGACGACUCCAAUGUCGCCAUGCUGGUGGAGCUCGAGUCGGAGAAGGUGUUCCGCUCCUCUAACGCCGGAAAGUCGUGGGACAAGGUCAAGGCCGACGGCAAGGACAUGCGGACAAUCGGCAUAGUCAAGAACCCCUUCGAUAAGAACGUGGCCGUGGUGCUAGGCGAGAAGGAGCACUACAUCACCUACGACCAGGGCGAGAAGUGGAGCAAGUUCAAGACAGACGAAGCUCCGUCUCUGGGCAACCCGCUGAGCUUCCACGCGUCGGACAACAAGAAGAUACUGUUCCACGGUGGCGGGAACGACUGCUUCUUUGGCGCAUGUCUCGGAACGACAUAUGUUACCAAGGACGGCUUCGAGUCGCUCAAGCUUGCCCGCGAGAGCCGGAAGAUGUGUUUGUGGGCCAAGGGCACCGAGCGCUUUGCUUUGGAUGACGAUUCCCUCGACGACCGGAUAUUGUGCAUAGUGGCUGGAAAAUACUCGGAACGUUCCAAAGACUACAAGAUUGUCAUCUCCGAUGACUACUUCAAGAACGAGGAAGAGCCUGUCAUGUCCUCCGGCCGUACCGUACAAGGCAUGACGAACAUGGCUGCUGUCAAGGGCUACUUCGUCGCCGCCGCCAAGGCCGAACAUUCGGACGAGCUUUCCAUGUACGUUACCGACGACACCAAGAUAUGGCACCAUGCAGAAUUUGGUGGAGGCAAGAUUGAGGAAGACGCGUAUACAAUGCUUGAAUCCACAAAUUACAGCAUUCAGGUCGAUGUGGUGACCAACAAGUACGCUUUCAUGGGAUCACUGUACACCAGCAAUUCCAAUGGAACGUACUUUACCAAAAACAUUGAUCAUACCAAUCGCAACGAAUUCGGUUACGUCGACUUCGAAAAGGUGUCUAACAUCCAAGGCAUCGUGCUUGUUAACAUUGUCGACAACGCCGAGGACACGAAUCCGAUGGCCAUCAAGAAGAUCAAGUCGCAAAUCAGUUUCGAUGACGGAAGGACUUUCGCUGAUCUGAAAAUCAAGGGAAAGGACGACACGCUACACUUGCACUCGGUCACCGAGUUGCGCAACAGCGGCCGCGUCUUCUCAAGCCCUGCCCCUGGUAUCGUUAUAGGAGUUGGAAACACCGGAAAAUAUCUCGGUGGCAAGUACAACAACGGCGACACUUGGGUUUCGGACGAUGCCGGACUUACAUGGGAACGUGCAUUGGAGAAUGCUCACAAGUACGAGUUCGGCGGCCAAGGUGCCGUGCUGGUUGCUGUCGAUGAAAGGGAGACCAACAAAAUCAUGUAUUCGCUCAAGCACGGCCGCAAAGACUCUUGGAAAGAAAUCAAGCUCGAUUAUAAGAUCCGCGCGCAAGAGCUUACGACAGUAGCCGAUUCGACGAGCUUGAAGUUCCUUCUCUACGCCACUAGAAUUAAAGACGGCGAGGGCAGGAAACCAACCAUCAUCCACCUCGAUUUCGCCGAAUUGCACGAGCGGAAAUGCGGAGAUGACGACUUGGAGGAUUGGUCUCCUCUCAAAGACGAGAAUGGCGACGUCAUGUGCGUAAUGGGCCACAAGCAGACGUUCAAGCGUCGCAAGUGGGACGCCGAAUGCUUUCUCGAAGAGAACUUCAAGGAGGCGCAGCCGAAAUUUGAACCUUGCAAGUGUGACGAGGUCAGGGAUUACGAAUGCGAUUACAAUUUCGUGCCGGAGGGCAAGGGGGAGGACAAGAAAUGCAACCCCGCAGGCUCCUUAAAGAUCCCCGAAGGUGCUUGCAAAGGCGAUGCGAAAACGUACAAGGGCAGCUCCGGCUGGAGAAAGAUUCCCGGAAACCAAUGCGAGGGUACUACCGACAGAGACAAGGAGGUCGAGCGAGAUUGCGACUCUGCCUCCGAGCCUCCAGUCAGUGGAGACAUCAAGAAUGAGAUUACGCCAUUCCCAGGAUCUAAGUUCAAGGAAUACUACUAUCUCGAACGCCCCACACAGGGUCGAGAUGAGAACAAGGACAAGGAUGAGACAGUUGUCAUGCUCACGGAUGAGAAUGAAGCUUACAUUUCUCACGACCACGGCAAGCAAUGGAAGAAAGCAGUAGAUGACAACAUCGUUGCCAUCUAUCCGCACCAGUAUAACAAUGAUCACGUCUUCUUCCUCACCGCAACAAAGAAGUUCUAUUACUCGAAAGAUCGUGGUCUGAAGGACAGCAUCCACUCUUCGGAAGCCCCACAGAUGCCAACCUUGGAGGCUCAAAUCAUGCAGUUCCAUCCCGAUGAGUCUGAUUGGCUUAUUUGGAUUGGUGGCGAGCAUUGCGAAAAGUCCAACGACCGCGAGUGCCACACUGUCGCUUCAAUCUCUCAAAAGAACGGCGCAAAGGAUACCUGGGAGACUCUGAUGCCUUACGUCGAGAAGUGUGCAUUCGUCUGGCGCGAAGCCGGCCGUAAAGUUGACAAGAAAGAAGUAUUCUGUGAACAGCACACGAACGAGGAAAUGAGUGCCCCUGUUGAACUCAUCUCAAGCGAGGACUGGUUCAAGACCAAAGAUGUAAAGUUCAAGUCCGUUGUCGAAUUCGCCACGAUGUCGGAGUUCAUCAUCGUCGCGACCAAGGGCGACGAUGGCAAAUCUCUCAAGCUGGACGCCAGUCUCGACGCAAAGACCUUUGCAGAGGCGAAAUUUCCGCCAAAAUUCGAAGUCGAUCACCAGACUGCGUACACUGUGCUCGAUAGUUCUACGCAUUCCGUGUUCCUUCAUGUGACUGUCAACAGCCGUCUCGAUCAAGAAUAUGGCUCUAUCAUCAAGAGCAACAGCAAUGGAACUUCGUACGUGAUGAGCCUCAACGGUGUCAACAGGAACACGGCCGGGUACGUUGACUUUGAGAAGAUGCAGGGAAUCGAGGGUGUCGCGAUUGCGAAUAUCGUAGCCAAUGCAGACAAGGUCGAUCAAGGCGAAAAGAAAAAGAAGCAAACAAGGAUCACGCACAACGAUGGUGCUGACUGGGGUGCACUCAUACCACCUGAGAAGGACUCGGAUGACAAGAAAUACGAAUGCAGCGGUAAGAGCCUGGACAAGUGCGCGCUGCAUCUGCAUGGGUACACCGAACGUCCUGACCCUCGAGAGUCAUACUCUUCUCCUAGUGCUGUCGGCAUCAUGAUGGGUGUUGGCAAUGUCGGAGAGCAGCUCACUACUAUUGGUGAAGCGAGCACCUUUAUGACCACAGAUGCCGGCCUCACGUGGAAGGAAGUCAAGAAGGGCAACUACGCAUGGGAGUUUGGCGACCAAGGCUCCGUCAUUGUUAUUGUCCGCAGGAAUGAAGACACAAACCACCUGUACUACUCCUUGGAUAACGGGGAGACUCCAUUUAAGGAACACAAGUUCUCCGACAGCAAGCACAGGAUUGAUGCCAUCACGACGGUGCCGAGCGACACUUCGCUGAACUUCUUGCUUUGGGGCAGAGAUGGCAGGAAGUUGGUUGCCAUCAAUGUCGAUUUCAGCGGACUGUUCUCAAAGAAGUGCGAGCUGAACGAGAAUGAUCCGGAGAAGGGCGAUUACGAGUUAUGGACUCCGCAGCACCCGAUGCAAGGAGAAGAUGACCAAUGUCUUUUCGGGCAUGUAGCUCAGUACCACCGGAAGAGGAGGGGCGCCAACUGCUACAACGGUGAGCGGAUCGACCAUUUGCACAACAUUGCCCGGAACUGCUCCUGCACCCGGCGCGACUUUGAAUGCGAUUUCAACUACGAACGUAUGCCCGGUGGCGAAUGCAAGCUGAUUCAGGGUCUUGAAAAGCCAGAUCCCCUGGCUGUCUGUCAGGCGGGAGCAGUGGAAUACUGGGAUCCCACAGGUUAUCGCAAGAUCCCUGCCUCAACCUGUGAAGGUGGCCAGGAGUUUGACCGUACCAGUCAGAUGCACCCUUGUCCCGGCCACGAAGAGGAGUACGAGAAGAAGCACGGAGUAUCUGGCUUUGUUAUCUUCCUUGCCGUCAUUUUGCCGUUCGCGGCUGCCGGUGGUAUCGGAUACUACGUCUGGCGCAACUGGGACGGCAAGUUUGGACGAAUCAGACUGGGUGAGGGCGGCGGUGGCUUCGACAGCGACAGCCCUUGGAUACAAUGGCCUGUUGCGGCCAUCUCCGGCCUGGUGGCUGUUGUGGCUGCGAUACCGCUCGUCGUGGGCGCUGCCUGGAGAGCCAUCUCGAACAGAUUCGGCGGGUACGACGGACGCACGUACACGAGUCGCAGCUCUUUUGCUAGGGGGAGAGGGGACUACGCUGUUGUGGACCCUGAUGAGGGGGAGCUGUUGGGCGAAGACAGCGACGAGGAUGUGUAAACUACUCGCUUGUGUACGACUUGGGGAAGAGACGACAUAGAUAGCAUUUGGGGGUUUGUCUUUCGCUUUCGCGUUGGCUUCGUUUGCGUGGCAUGAGCGCGUCGGAUGUGUGGAUUGCGUGUAGGGAACCUGUACAUUCUGUAUGAUUUGCUGUCAUGUGGUAUCUCUGGCUUCCACGUGGUGUGUAGUUGGAUAAGAUAGGACAUCGAAAUACGGUACCGAAUGAUCACGAAGGAACGGCGGACUGGUCCCUUCCCCU